GUCUGCUGCGCGUGUGAAUCUUUUACAAUCGCUUUCGUCUCUGUUGUGGAUCUGGCGUCGCGUGUGACGGUUGGGUCGUGUUGUGCUUCUUUCGUUUGAUAAAGUAAACGUGCAAGAAAUUAUUAUAUUCAUAUUAGGGUGGUCCGGGAACCGUACGGGCUGCUUCCUUGCCUUUUUGGCCGCCGAAUCUGGGCGAGCGUGGAGGCGUGGUGCGACUUGUUACUUGUGGUAAUUUAUCGUUAAAUUGCCGAAAAUGCCGUUCGGAAUGAAUCCAAGAUUUGUGAAUGUAAUUGGCCUAGGCUUUGGGUUCAUGUUCACUUUUACUGCAUUCCAAACAAUGGGAAUUAUUGAGCAAACGAUCCUGGACUCUGUGAAGGAGGAGGACUCCAGCUUCACCGGCGAUGGCUUCACGUCGCUCGCCAUCGUGUAUGCGGUGUUCUCGCUCUCCAACUGGUUCGUACCGAGCGUCAUCGCCGUCAUCGGACCCAACGUCAGCAUGGUCAUCGGCGGCGUCUUCUACGCCCACUUCAUCGUGUCGUUCCUAUGGCCGUCGAACGCGUGGCUGUACAUUGCGUCCGUCCUGGUGGGUCUGGGCGCCGCAGUCAUCUGGACCGGACAGGGAAACUACCUGACCAUCAUGUCCGAGCCGGAGAACAUGUCCAGGAACUCGGGCAUCUUCUGGGCGCAGCUCCAGUGCAGUCUGCUGUUCGGGAACCUGUUCGUGUACUUCAUGUUCCGCGACGACACGACCAUCCCAAAGGACACGCGAACAGUGGUGCUGAUAGUUCUGGCAGUCGUCUGCGGAGUCGGUGUGCUGAUCCUUGCACUGCUCAACUGCGCGCCAAAGUACGGUUUCGACGAGUCUGGCCACCGACGUGAGACGCCCGCCUCGAACGAGGUGCCGGUGACGCCGAUGGGUGCUCUGAAGGGCGCCUUCGACCUCUUCCUGACACCCCAGAUGCUGCUGCUCUCGGUCACAUUCUUCUACACAGGAAUCGAGCUCUCCUUCUUCAGUGGCGUAUACAGCACCUGUGUGGGCAACACUCUACGUCUGCCCAACAGCAAGGGUCUGGUCGGCAUGUCGGGAAUGAUCACCGGAGUCGGAGAGAUCAUUGGUGGCGGCACAUUCGGUAUUGCCGGCAAGGCGACCACCCGGCACGGCCGCGAUCCCGUCGUGAUGCUGGGCUUCCUCUGUCACGUGCUGGCCUUCUUUCUGGUAUUCCUGAACCUGCCGAACGACGCAGUGUUCGGCAACACAGACGCCGCCGCCUUCAUCGACAGCAACGAGUACCUGGCGCUCUUCUGCAGCUUCAUGCUCGGCUUCGGUGACGCGUGCUUCAACACUCAGGUGUACUCCAUCAUUGGAGAUCUGUACAGGAAUCAGAGCUCGGCCGGAUUCGCGCUGUUCAAGUUUAUGCAGUCGCUGUCUGCCGCCAUCUGUUUCUUCUACUCGAACCACAUCCCGCUCUACUACCAGCUGCUGAUCCUGGUCAUAUUCGCUGUGCUCGGCACGGUGGCCUUCUGGCGGGUGGAGCUCGGCCUGCGCCGCAGCGCUGCCUCCGUCGAGAUUACCCCGCGGAACGACACUAGCUGUGCGGCUCCUGUGGAGAACGGCGAUGCGGAGAAGAAGGCCUCUGAAUAACGCUGGUACUGACAGCAUAGCGCCAUCACAGCCGGAGAGAGAGAUGACAGCUUGUGACAGCAGCCUGGUGUGACAGCUGGCGGGGACAGGUGACGUCACAGGUGAUGACUGGCCCGCUGCUUCCCUCGACCUGACCGGUCGAUACGGGACCGACGGAGAUGUGCUACGUCUGUCUACAGUAACGUCAUUAUCUUCAGACGUCGUGGGACCACCAAAUGUGGGGACAUCCAGUUGCCAAAUCACCACAUAUGAACGGCUCAACGACUCUCAUAUCCAUAGGGACUUUUCAUAGGGCGCCUUGGUCUUAAAACAUGAGAAUUUGUGACGUUAGAAGCUGGUGCGAAACGAACAUCUUUCCCGCGGUAGUUUUUAGCUAUUUCAUAGCAAUUUUUAUCUGUUACCUAUGGUUUCUUCUGUCCAGUUUGAGUUAUUGGCUCCAUGGCUGCUCUAAAAAUGUUUUUUUGUGUCGGAAUUGUUAAAGCAGUUACCGGAAAUCAGUUUAUUCCAUGGAUAUAUCUUAGCUUCUUUUUUACGGAAUUUUCAUAUUUUAUCAGAUACUUUCCGUAUGAUUCAAAUGCUGCAUUUGUAUAAACGUCUUCGUUUACAAGUGAAAAGCAUCUUUCAUUCCAAAUGGAAUGUUGCUUUAUCUAGCCGUGAUGGAUGUCGAAUGGUUCUUGAGCUUUAUGAAGUGGGUCAAACGAAGGUUACCAACCUUGCAGGGGUUAUAUAUUGUGUAUUGCAUCUAUGAUUGUAAUUCUUUUUCAUCUUCGUAAUCAUAAAAUGUACAAAUCAUGUAUAUAUGUACAUUCCAUCAAGAUAUUCCGAACACGCAUAUUUGUCAAGUUUUGUCAAUUUAAUGCUCUUUAGCGUAACCGAUAUUCGCACCAUUUUUAUCAAUUAGGUUGUUCUUUUUAUCAAUAAUUUUGGCGGCACUGCUCGGCAGCUUGAGAAGUCAGGAUAGCUUACUAUAUGGUUGAGCCCCGGAUCUUAAAUUGGAUUGGCGCAGAACCGUGUCUCUCCGCUGCCUGGCCUUUGAUUGUUUAGUUGCCGAUUCAUGCACCACGCUGGUCGUGAUUUAUAUCAUUCGAGCUAUAAUCCCAAGCAAUACCGGGUUGGUAGUGUGCCGAUGGAAAUAGCUUUGUAGGAUGGUGUGGAUGUGAGUCAGUGUAUGAGUUUUUGUAUAUGUGCUACAUAAAGGUAAAAGAACAUUUAUCGUACGUAAAGCGUGAGAUUUCGCUCUCCUGUAUUUCAACCUUUAUCUUCUUGUACCCCUUUUGCAUCUGGUGCGGUGUUGUUGAUUUAAUCCCAUGUAUUCGGUAGGGAUGCAAUCCUAUCCUCGACCCUGGCUGCAAAAAAAAAAAAAUUAUCAUGCCGUGCUUCUGCGAGGGUCACGAUUCUAAUCAAUCAUUUUACUUUCUGAAUUUUUCUUUUAGAGGUGUUUUUGCUCCUUUUACGUACAGUGUAUGUAUUGUACAUGGACCCUUUUUGUCUUGAGAAUGCUGUGAUCAUUGUUUCAUAUAUUAGCUAUGUCCCGAAAUGUCGCUAGAUUUUGAGGCCUCCACCUUCAUUUAAGGAGUUUGUGUCUGCUCUUUGCUAAUCUGUUUCGUGUAAAUGAAAGGCAUGUUUUUCGUUGGUGGGACGUUUGAAGAUUGAAUCACCCAACACUAUCAAUAAGUUUUAGAAGUUCGCUUUAAUUUCAUUGAAGAAGCCUACUGCUUUAUCGCUAUGCAUUAUCACCGGAAACAGCUGUUACAUACGUGUGUAUAAUGUAUAGUAUAUGUCAAGAUCAAAGGUUUCAUGGUGGAUAUUCGAUUUAGAACAAAGCUCAAAAUCGUGAUGAUGGUGUUGUUUCUAAUUCAACUGUGGUGGUGUUUUAUCGUUCACUGAUUGAUCUUCCAUAGAGCCGUGUGCGGUAUAGUACAGUUGGUCCAGCUCAAAUCGGCUCAUGUAGCCAUGCAUUCCGACUGACAACGUUUUGACACCCGAUCUUACACCCAGAGUUACUCUUAUGCACCCAGUGGAUGUGUCUUAUCUUAUCUGGUGUUAAAUGUCUCCCUAUUUCUUCUUAUCUAUGUAUGACUCCUUGCUCAAUAACUGCAUGUUUAUUAGCGAGCUCUUGUAUUUCUUAGUCUGGGUGCAAGCCACUGUUUAUCAUUAUAACCGGGGCCCGUGCCAAAUCGCGUCUUCGCGUACCUGUUGUCAAUCGGACAUUUUACGUACAGUAGAAACUAACGUUCGUUACUCGUCAGAUUAUUGGUGACCGAUAUUGUGUCAAAUGUCCCCGUUUUGACAUCCCAAAUAUACUUCAUCGAUAAUGGUA
Amphibalanus amphitrite is the source of this 3962-nucleotide messenger RNA. Its product is annotated as UNC93-like protein MFSD11. The record is from RefSeq and is a predicted model, not a curated record. NCBI's taxonomy places the organism in Eukaryota, Metazoa, Arthropoda, Thecostraca, Balanomorpha, Balanidae. The transcript has 9 exons. Bases 254 to 1642 code for a protein of 462 amino acids.